AUGGGUGUGAUGGCCGUCGCUCUAUUCAUCACGGUUCUCCUUCUUUUUCAACAAAUUUCUUCGUCAAACAGUAGAGACGAGGGUUCGUCGUCCAUUGAUACCGUCCAUCCCAUCAAUUUGAGGUCUUGUCAAAGAAAUUUGAGUAAAAGCCAACAAGAACUCGUCGAGGCUCGAGGAAAAAUCUGCGAACUCUGCGAACGACCGACGAAGAUUGGUGCUGAUUUGAAAGAGAUAGAUUCCAAAGUCGCCGAAAUGUCAAGGACCUGCUCCGCGUUGAAAGCCGAUUUCGAGAGGGAGUUGAACGAAACGAGAGAGAAAAAUGCUGAGGUCGAGAGGGAAUUGAGGUCCGAAAACACUGAGCUCAGAGCCGAUUUAGCAACGAAAAUAACCGAAUUGAGGGCUCAAAUACAAUCUGAAAGGGAAAACAAAACGGCCGAAAUCGCGAAGUUGCAGGCAGAUUUAAAUCAAACGAUGACUUUCUUGGAUCUGAAUGGAUGGUCGUAUUUGGAACAAACCGCUUCUUGGUACAAGACUUUGGAUCAAGAAAUGACAUUUGAUGAAGCCGAGGCAUAUUGUGGGGGCAAAAAGAGCCAUUUAGUCACAAUUCACAGUCAGGAAGAGAACCAUUUUGUUUGGAAACUCGCGAACACUCUUUAUUCAAAUGCUUGGUUCUGGAUCGGACUGAAGAGAAAUCCGAACAAAGAAAAUGCUUUUGAAUGGACGGAUGGAAGUUCGGUGGAUUUCACGAAUUGGAGAUCGGGAGAUCCAGAUUCGAACACCCACGCUACGCUUCGGAGCGGCAAUGGGAGAUGGAUGGUUUAUCCUCCUACCUAUCAGAUUCCUUUUAUCUGCAAAAGGAGCUCUCAAUUC
Mesorhabditis belari is the source of this 870-nucleotide messenger RNA. The record is from the annotation of a GenBank genome assembly. Lineage: Eukaryota; Metazoa; Nematoda; Chromadorea; Rhabditida; Rhabditidae.